Messenger RNA from Etheostoma cragini (Arkansas darter), 3041 nucleotides. RefSeq names its product eps8 like 1a (gene eps8l1a). Gene Ontology annotation, molecular function: actin binding. The coding region runs from base 269 to 1849 and encodes 526 amino acids. Gene Ontology annotation, cellular component: ruffle membrane; plasma membrane; vesicle. The record is from RefSeq and is a predicted model, not a curated record. The transcript has 14 exons. Gene Ontology annotation, biological process: positive regulation of ruffle assembly; Rho protein signal transduction; regulation of Rho protein signal transduction. Lineage: Eukaryota; Metazoa; Chordata; Actinopteri; Perciformes; Percidae.
CGUAAAGAGGGGGAGGUUCACAAAUAUGCAGAGAGAAGAAUGGGAGGGAGCAUGUGUGAGUGUUUGAGGGAAUCAGACGAGAGUGAAAGCCACGCAGAUAUACUAUAACUGCAAAAGGAAAGCCAGACUAGUUUUUCUUGUUCCUGCAUGUGUCAAGAAGGUAGAGUUUUUGUGUAAACAGCUCAGCUUAGUGCUCUUACAACUCAGCAUGAGGAUUGAUCUAUGUACCCUGGAUUUAAAGACUCAAACUGCACUAAAAGACUAAAAGAUGUCUGCAUCACCGCCUCCGGUGUCCCCCAGGAAGCAUUCAGGUGUCAGAGUCAUGAUAAUGCCGGGAGCGCAGCCUCUUCCUAGUGGCCUGCCCAUCUACACAGAUUUUGGCAAAGAAAAGGGUGCCAGAAGGGAGUCAAACUAUACACCUCUAUUGAAUGCAGAGAGAGAAGUGGAGAUUCUGAACCACUGCUUUGACGAUGUGGAGCGAUUUAUGUCACGCUUGCAGCAGACGGCUGAGGCCCAGAGUGUUCUCAACCAAACAAGGAAGAAGAAAAGCAGAAAAAGCAAGAAGAAUAGGGACCAAGAUGGUGAGAAUGAUUUGUUGACCAUGAAAGCUGCUCCCCCAUCAGAGGAAGAGUUUGUGGACAUCUUUCAGAAAAUCAAGUACUCCCUCUGUCUUCUGGACCGUCUGAAGUCAUUCAUCGCAGAGCCUGAUGCACCCGAGCUACUCCAUCCCAUCUUUGUGCCUCUUCGACUGAUGGUGGAAACCACUGGAGGGCCAGGGUUAGGUGCAUCAGUGGUCAGUCCUGCUAUGACCACUGGUGCUGUUUCACUGCUUCAGAAGCACCUGACUGAGGAGGAAAAACAGCUGUGGACUUCCUUAGGACCUAACUGGAUUUCAUUCUAUGUGUCUGGUUCUUCAUACUCACCAGUCUUCCUGGAUGGGUGGCAGCCACAGGCCUAUAACUCAACUGGCCAGCUUAUUGAAGAUCCUAUCACGUCGCAGCAUAAACAAGAUGCUUUACAUGACCAAGCUCAAAGGACAGCGGAGGGCCCUGGUGCAGGCACUAAUGAAGUAGAAGGAAAUGGGCUCCCACCAGAGGGUGAGCGACUUUACUGCUGCAGUUAUGACUUUGUAGCAAGAAACAGCAGUGAGCUUUCUGUCCUACAAGGAGAAACACUAGAGGUUAUUGAGUCAUCAAAGAGAUGGUGGAAGUGUCGGAAUCGCUUUGACCAGAUUGGAUUUGUACCCUCUAAUAUCCUGGAGCCUCUGUCUGCACUGAAUAACACUGGGAGAGACAUCCCAGUGGUACGCAGAGAGUCAAAGAAGACGCCUAUUUACCCUCGGACCAAGUACUUCUCAUAUGCUCAUCCAGACCAAAUUGGGACCAGUCCUACCGCCAUAAGCCAAAUGCGACCACAGAGUAUGGUUUUACCAUCUACAACAACGCAGAAAGAAAACAGUGAGCGAGUCCUAAAAAUGAAUGACGAGCUUCAUCGGCGGUUAGCUAGUAAAAGAGACUCGAUCCGUCCGCUGGUGGUUCCCCGCACCACUGAUACUUCUUCUCCCCUGAACUACCACUCAUCGUCUGCCGAGGUGGAGGCCUGGCUCACCGCCAAAGGCUUCAGUCAGCAGACAGUUCAAACUCUGGGCAUUUUAAAUGGAGCGCAGCUUUUUUCCCUGAAAAAGGAGGAACUCCGCACUGUGUCACCAGAGGAAGGUGCAAGAGCCUACAGCCAAAUUAUGGUGCAGAAGGCCCUUCUCGAGGAUGUGCACAACGCCUCUGAACUAGAGACGGUGAUGGAGAAGCAAAAGCUGAAGGUUGAACACAAAUCCGAGAGCGAUGUAAUGUGACCUUGGUAUUAAAGAUUUGGAUGAUCAAUGGAGAUACCUCUGUUAUUGCAUUUGCUGUAUGUACAAAGUGAUGUUGAAGAUGGAUUUUAAUCGUUUAUUCAUACAUGCUGUUAUAUCUAGUAUGUGCUAUAGAUCGAGCAGCAAAAGCGCAUUGUAAAGCUAGCUAGAGUGAGCGAGUAAAGCUCACUCACGAAUAAUGUGAAUAACAUUGGGACUAUUUUAGAUCUUUACAUGCUUUAAACUUUAACUUUUUGCAAGAGUUUUACUUAAGCUAUUCUUAAUUUUGGUAACAUUAUAGUUUUUACAAUUUGAAAAUUUCUCUGAUCCUUUGUUUAGGCAAUAUCUAAACACAACAAACAUUCUGAUGAUUAGUUUGAUGUGUUUACAACAAUGGACUGACACGGCUUUUUAGAGCUUUAAAAAAAAUCAAGUGCAUUCUGUCAAAAAUGUUUAUGACUCUACAGAACAGUCAGGUUUGAUGAAUGUAGAGUUUUUAAUGCUUGCACUUCAUUUUAUAUUAAGACAUUGUUGCUUAUUGCAGCCAAAUAUUGUUUUAGACCAAAUACAAAUCCAAUUGAUGCGCAAUUAAUACACAAUUGUUUAGUCCUGGCUCUUUCUAUGAUUUUCUUUGGACACUGAAAUGUUUCUGAUUCAGUUUUUUUCUCAUUGUGACUUUAGCUGUGACUCAUAUCAUGACAUAAUGUAAAACGCAGUACCACAACACAGUACAGUCGUGAUGAACUGCUGUCUAUGUAUUGGCUUGAAUAGAACUUAAAUGUGUAUUUUUGUAUCAUAUCUAUGAGUUUACUGCAACCGUUCCUUCCGUAUUCUGAAAAAGACAAGUAUGAUCAAAGUGAUCACUUUUAUUUAAAAUGAUGUGAAGAAAGCUGAAUAAGUAUUUCCAUAACUGAAAUUAUGUGCAACAGAGUUUUUUCUUUGGCUGUAUCAUUCAUUACAAAAGUGACACCAAAGAGGUCAACAUACUUACAAUAUGAAUUAUUUAUCAUCAUGUCAAUAUGUUUUAUAUUGACAGCACCAGCACAUUUUUACCAAAACUCUUCAGAGGUAAAAUGUUCUAGUGUAAACAGUGAUUAUUUUAUUUAGGCUGAACUACAAACAACUAUUACUAUUCCAUACAGCGCCUGCCUAGGUUUGCACUUAAAACCGUUAUUUAUUUUCCUCAUAUUUAAUU